ACCCCUGCAGCUCGUCUUGUGUUUGUGUGUGCCAGAUCAGCCAGACGACGACCGUUCAAUGAGGUUACUGUACUCUGCCUCAGCUGCUCGUCCACAAGUAUGAAGUCCUGUUUUCUGAUCGUCGUUUUCCUCUGCACUUUCAGACUUUCCAGUGGAGAAAGGACGCUGAAGUUUGUCACUGUUCUUUAUCGUCAUGGUGACAGAUCUCCAAUCAAGGCCUAUCCAACUGAUCCCUAUAAGGAGAGUGACUGGCCCCAGGGUUUUGGACAGCUCUCUCAGGAGGGAAUGAAGCAGCAUUUCGAACUGGGUCAGUUUUUAAAGAAACGGUACACCGGAUUCCUGAGUGAGGACUAUGACCGACAUGAGAUAUUCAUAAGAAGUACAGAUGUUGACCGCACUCUGAUGAGUGCAGAAGUGAACCUGGCUGGCAUGUUCCCACCUAAUGGUUCUGAGGUGUUUAAUCCAGAUAUGAAAUGGCAACCAAUACCUGUUCACACUGUCCCAGCGGAUGAAGAGAAGCUGCUUUCUUUCCCUCUGGAUGACUGUCCACGUUACACACAGUUAAUGAACGAGACUGAAAAAACAGACAUUUUUCUUAACAUGACUGAAACCUACAAGGCCUUCAUAGAGAUGGUGAAAAAUAAAACAGGACUGGAGAAAACCAACAUUGAGACUAUUUGGAGUGUGUGUGACACAUUGUUCUGUGAGUGCAGCAUUGAGGUUUUCUCCAUAGAGGAAUAUAUUUUAAACGAUAACUUAACCAUGAAAGACUUACUGUGA
This is a messenger RNA of Sinocyclocheilus grahami, 780 nucleotides long. RefSeq names its product lysosomal acid phosphatase-like. NCBI's taxonomy places the organism in Eukaryota, Metazoa, Chordata, Actinopteri, Cypriniformes, Cyprinidae. Gene Ontology annotation, cellular component: lysosome. Gene Ontology annotation, molecular function: acid phosphatase activity. Gene Ontology annotation, biological process: lysosome organization; dephosphorylation. The transcript is spliced from 7 exons. Bases 100 to 780 code for a protein of 226 amino acids. The record is from RefSeq and is a predicted model, not a curated record.